This is a messenger RNA of Aspergillus japonicus CBS 114.51, 1017 nucleotides long. RefSeq names its product histidine phosphatase family protein. Gene Ontology annotation, biological process: ribose phosphate biosynthetic process. Lineage: Eukaryota; Fungi; Ascomycota; Eurotiomycetes; Eurotiales; Aspergillaceae. Gene Ontology annotation, molecular function: sedoheptulose-bisphosphatase activity. The transcript is spliced from 4 exons. The record is from RefSeq and is a predicted model, not a curated record. Bases 280 to 999 code for a protein of 239 amino acids.
AACAACCACCACCCUAAGUGAGGUAGAGUACAGUACGGAGGAGCUAUCGAUAAGCCCGCCUCUGUGAUUCAUGGAAAUAAUGACGCAACACGAGAAACCGGCCCCUCCUGCUCCCCCCCUCCCCCCACUUGAAUCCAAGAAACACGAGAACGAGAUUAACAAGCAAUUGAUUAUAUUCCGUGCCUUCUUUCCCUUAUCCUGAACUUUGACUUGCCCAUUUCCUCCAUCCCCAUCUUCUUCUGUCUCUCUCCCGCAGAAAAACCUCCCUCGAUUCAUACCAUGAGCCCCCGGUGCUUCAUCAUCCGCCACGGCGAGACCGAAUGGUCCCUCAACGGCCGCCACACGGGCACCACCGACCUGCCCCUCACCGAGAACGGGGAGAAGCGCAUCAAAGCCACCGGCAAGGCCCUGGUGGGGAAUGAUCGAUUGAUCGCGCCGCGGAAGGUCGUUCACGUGUAUGUCUCGCCGCGGGCGCGCGCGCAGCGGACGCUCGAGCUCCUCGAGAUCGGCUGCAAGGAGCGCCUGCCCUGGACGGCGGCGCGCAAGCCCGAGGCGGAGGAGCCGAUCCGCACGGAGGCCCGGGUGGAGGUGACCGAGGCGGUGCGCGAGUGGGAUUACGGCGAUUACGAGGGGUUGACGAGCCGGCAGAUCCGGGAGUUGCGGGCGCGGAACGGGGAAGGGAGCUGGGAUAUUUGGCGCGAUGGGUGUCCCGGGGGAGAAUCCCCCGAAGACGUGAUCCAGCGGCUCGACGCCCUCAUCGCCGAGAUCCGCGCCAAAUACCACGGCCCGUGUUUCGAGUCCGAGUCCGCCAAGGGGGAUGUCCUGAUCGUGGCGCACGGACAUAUCCUGCGGGCGUUCGCGAUGCGGUGGACGGGCAAGCCGUUGACGGAGACGGCGUUGAUUCUGGAGGCCGGGGGUGUGGGCACGUUGAGUUACGAGCACCACAGCAUCGACGAGCCCGCGAUCAUCCUCGGUGGAGGGUUCGUGGUCGACUCCUGAUCCCAUCCUCGCUCGCGG